CGUAUUGUUCGCCAGCUAUAUAAGGUCUACGUAAGGUGAUCGCACGGACAGAGAUUCGCCGGAUCUCGGAUAGACGCGCAACAUGAAGUCCCUCAUCGUCUUGUCGUGCCUCGUGCUGUCGACGUUGGCUCUGCCUGGCUAUGGGCCUGAGGUGUACAACGUUCAUCACGGAUACUAUCACGGACCACCGGCCCCGCUGGCCCACGACGGCCAGGUAGUCGAUACACCGGAAGUGGCUCACGCCAAGAAGGCGCAUCUGAUAGCGCACGCCGAGCAGGUUGCCAAAGUUGCCAAAACGGCGCAUUACGGUGGCGGUUACGGCGGAGGUUUCGAGGGAGGUUCCGGCGGCGGUUUCGGAGGAGGAUUCGGCGGAGGAGGAUUCGGCGGGGGUUACGGCGGGGGCUACGGGCAGGGAAGUCACAUCGUCGGAUACCAUGGUAAACUGGCACCGCUCGGCAAGGACGGACAAGUAGUGGAUACGCCGGAAGUGGCCCAUGCCAAGGCCGCGCAUCUGCACACCCACGCCGAGGCGGCGGCUAAGGCCCUUCAAUACGCGCAGCCCUAUCCCUAUUACUCGCAGGGCGGAUGGUCCGCGCACGUGCCGAGCAGUGUCUUGUCGAGAUCUAAAGGCGACGGAAUACCAUUUGGGAUACGCAGGGUGAUCGCCGCGAUGAUCAGAUAUCUCGGCGCUAUUCUGGCGACUCCGCAGUGGUACGGACAUCAUGCUUCUCCUGCACCGUUGGGCCCUGACGGCCGCGUGGUGGAUACACCGGAAGUUGCGCAGCUGAAGGCUGCCCACUUGAGCGCACUGGCGGAGGCUAACGCACGGGCACCGAAGGGACCGGAAUCGAUCGGUGGUUACGCUGGACCCAGCGGAUAUGCUGGACCCAGUGGAUACGCUGGACCCAGCGGAUACGCUCCCAGAAAUUACAUUGGGCAUUACAGCGGACCACCAGCCCCGCUGGGUCCAGACGGCCGCGUAGUCGACACGCCCGAGGUUCAGCAAGCCAAGGCCGUGCAUUUCUCUCUCUACAACGCGGAAGCGCGGCGCGUGCCGGCCGGUCCGGCCGAUCCAGCUGCCGUCAGCGCCUACGAUCCAUCCUGGAACAAUGGCGCUUACAAUCCCGCCUGGGACGGCUCGGCCAGCGGCUACUAUUAAUUCGACUCCAAGGAAACGAUCAGAUCGGAACGACGCGCGAAACGGAACGCGCUUCCGCUCGUUCGAUGAACGUCGACGAUGCCGGCGAAAUCGAUCGGGCGCGAUCGGUCGCACCGAAUUCGUCCGCGAUCCUCGACGUCCUUCCCACCUACCUCAAGAAUUGGAAGACUAUAAGAUGUUACUAACUACCUCUCCGAUCAGCACGAACAAACGGUUCUCCCUCGCCGAU
This is a messenger RNA of Solenopsis invicta (red fire ant), 1388 nucleotides long. Its product is annotated as pupal cuticle protein. The record is from RefSeq and is a predicted model, not a curated record. Bases 83 to 1159 code for a protein of 358 amino acids. The transcript is spliced from 5 exons. Lineage: Eukaryota; Metazoa; Arthropoda; Insecta; Hymenoptera; Formicidae.